Helicoverpa zea (corn earworm) is the source of this 2109-nucleotide messenger RNA. Its product is annotated as 3,4-dihydroxyphenylacetaldehyde synthase-like. Lineage: Eukaryota; Metazoa; Arthropoda; Insecta; Lepidoptera; Noctuidae. Gene Ontology annotation, biological process: amino acid metabolic process; catecholamine metabolic process. Bases 177 to 1679 code for a protein of 500 amino acids. The record is from RefSeq and is a predicted model, not a curated record. The transcript has 5 exons. Gene Ontology annotation, molecular function: pyridoxal phosphate binding; aromatic-L-amino-acid decarboxylase activity.
GGCGCUACCACCAUUGUGUCGCUGAUCGUCCUCCUUACUUCAAGUGUCAUAUCUUAUCAACUUGAAUAGCAACAAUUUUUCAAUUUAGAAUAAAGUUCACGUACGCUAUCGUAUAAAGUCGUCUUCGAGACUUCAGUUGUUAUUUUAUGAACUUUUAACAGUGUUUGUGGUGUAUCAUGGACGCGCAACAGUUUCGGGAAUUCGGCAAAGCUGCUGUCGAUCUUUUGGCCGAUUAUGUUGAAAACAUUAGAGACAAAGAUGUCCUGCCUUCUGUAGAACCUGGUUUCUUACUGAAUACACUCCCUGAGGAUGCUCCAGAGCAGCCAGAACAAUGGCAAGAUGUCCUGAAAGACUUCAACCAAGCUAUUAUGCCAGGGAUUACGCACUGGCAGUCUCCACGUUUCCACGCUUUUUAUCCGACCGGCGCAUCUUAUGCAAGUAUGGUGGGAGGCUUGCUGUGCGACGGAUUAUCGGUCAUUGGAUUUAGCUGGAUGUCGAGUCCCGCAUGCACGGAGCUGGAAGUUGUGACUAUGAACUGGUUGGGCAAGCUGCUUGGUAUACCGGAAGAAUUUCUACACUGCUCUAGUGGACCCGGAGGAGGUAUAAUUCAGGGCUCGGCGAGCGAAGCAACGCUGGUAGGACUUUUGGCAGCUAAAGACAAAACCGUUCGCAAGCUUAUUAAAAACAAUCCAAACCUAGAUGAAGACGAAAUUAAACCAAAACUAGUCGCCUAUACAUCAGAUCAAUGCAACUCUUCAGUAGAAAAAGCUGGCUUGCUAGGCUCUAUGAAAAUGCGAUUACUUAAAGCGGAUGGUGAGGGAAGGCUUCGUGGCGAAACACUUAAACAAGCUUUCGAAGAAGAUAGAGCUCAAGGUUUAAUACCAUGCUACGUCAUCGCGAAUCUGGGUACCACUGGAACCUGCGCCUUUGACCCGUUGUAUGAACUUGGACCAGUAUGUAAUGAGGCCGAUGUGUGGCUGCACGUUGACGCGGCUUACGCCGGUGCGGCAUUUAUGUGUCCCGAGUACAGGCACUUAAUGAGGGGCAUCGAGUUAGUCGACUCCAUCGACGUCAAUGCACACAAGUGGAUGCCCGUUACUUUUGAUUGUUCUGCUAUGUGGGUCAAAGAUGGAUAUGACCUUGUCAGAGCAUUCGACGUUCAACGUAUUUACUUGGAUGACGUCAAAACUGAUAACAAGAUUCCUGAUUACCGCCAUUGGCAAAUACCCCUUGGUCGCAGGUUCAGAGCUCUAAAAUUAUGGACUGUUCUCAGGAUUUAUGGCGCUGAACGUCUACGGAAGCACAUUAGGGAUCAGAUAUCUUUGGCUCAGUAUUUUGCCAAACUAGCACGUGCUGAUGAUAGAUUAAUUGUGGAGCCAGAACCCUCUAUGGGAUUAGUGUGCUUUAGACUAAAGGGAGGAGAUAUUAUUACGAGAAAAUUACUAGAACAAUUAACUGAAAAGAAAACGGUGUUCAUGGUAGCUGGUACAUACCGGGAGAGAUACGUUAUUAGAUUUGUUAUAUGCUCGCGUCUUACACAGAAAGAGGACGUAGACUUUAGCUGGCAACAAAUUAAAACCGAGAUUGAUUUACUAUGUCCAGACAAAAUACACACAAAAGCGCAAAUACCUGCCAUAGAUCAAAUAGUUGCGAGAGAGAUUUGCGAGAAAUCCAAAUAAUAGGUACCAACACACUCGCUCAUAUCCUGACGUAAACAAACAAACAAGAUGGUGUCCCAUUUAUAAUCUUGAAUUAAACUUAGUACUGUACCUUCCUCUUCGGCAACAAUUUUAUGUAAAUAGAUCAAAUGUGUAAAUAUCACAGGUAUAAAAAUUGCAGAAAGUAAUAAGACCGUCCUACCACUGGGCCAGUUACCUUGGACUUUCCUUCUUCAAAUUGCGUGUGACCUAUGGGUGAUGUGUGUAUAUGAAUAGGAACCUAGGUUCUCUUCUUACUUACAUGUUACAGAGGCAAAUUUUUAAGGGUUCUCAAAAUAUGAAGUCGUAACUUUAAGUUAAAUGUAACAGUGUUAUUGUUAACGUUAAAUAAACCUUUGUGAUCUGACAUCCGGGUUUUGUUAAGGUAAAUAAACAAACUUUAAGAUAAAAA